Molecule: messenger RNA, 1775 nt
Organism: Culicoides brevitarsis
Lineage: Eukaryota; Metazoa; Arthropoda; Insecta; Diptera; Ceratopogonidae
Gene: Mon1
Product: vacuolar fusion protein MON1 homolog
Exons: 2
Coding region: 99-1703 (534 amino acids)
Biological process (GO): endosome to lysosome transport via multivesicular body sorting pathway; protein targeting to vacuole
Cellular component (GO): Mon1-Ccz1 complex
Source: RefSeq, a predicted model, not a curated record
CAACCGAAGGGCAGAAAAUUCGUGUAAAGAGAUAAAAAGAUCUCUUGCCUUAAUUUAAUUUAAUCCGAAAAAAAUUCUUCCUUUAAUUUUUCUCUGUGAUGGACGACAAACGAGACGUUACCACGCCAGAUGACGACGAAACAAUUGUGCCGGGAACCUCUGUUGUCGUGCCUUUGGUCCACACGAACGAAUUCGAGGAACUCACGGAAGAACUUUUAAAUGCUCACAUCGGCGGCGACAAAACGCCCAAAACGGGAAAAAUUCUGCAAAUACGACAAGAAAGUUUGGAAGAACCCGAGACACUUGCUGGACCAAGUACUGCCGAUGCAGGCGACACACAUUCCGACACGGGCUCAAUUAUGACAAAAUCGAGUUCCUUUUGUAGUGCCGUCGACGAGGAUGGAGCAAUAAAUAUCGCCGAUUCCGAUGAUUUUAUGCACGAUCCGGACUUUUUGAGUCAAAAGUUGCACGUUUUCAUCUUAUCGGCAGCGGGAAAGCCGAUUUAUACGCUGCACGGGAACGAAGACAAGCUCGCGACGCUGUUUGGCGUGAUGCAGGCGAUUGUUUCGGUCGUGCAGAGCGAAGACGAGGACAAUUUGAGGGCAAUUCAUGCGGGAGACUCGACAUUCGUGUUCCUCAAUAAAAGUCCGAUAAUUUUAGUGGCAGUGUCGAAGACGAAAAAAAGUGUGCCUCAGUUGCAGAUGUUGCUGCACGACGUUUUUAAUCAAAUUGUGUCGACACUGACGCUCAGUACGCUCACCAAAGUCUACGAAAACCGGAAAAACUUCGAUUUGCGACGUCUUUUGUCGGGCAGCGAGCGACUAAUUCAUCAUUUGUUGUUGACUGACGUCCGAACGAAGGGAAUUUCGAAUAAUCCGUUUAUUUUUCUGACACAUUCGAUACGAAUUCUGCCGAUGCAGGCAAAUGUGCGUGACAAUAUUGUGAGUGCAAUCCAAAAUAACUGCUCCAAAAUUAAAAAUCUCGUUUUCGCCAUUCUCAUCGCCAAAAGCAAACUCAUCGCGUUGGUCCGCAUGAAAAAAUACGUCAUCCAUCCGGCAGAUCUGCGAAUUAUUUUCAACCUGAUCGAUUCCACGGAAAAUUUCAAAUACUCCGAAAGUUGGACCCCGAUUUGCCUCCCGAAAUUCGAUCCGAACGGCUUCAUGCAUGCCCAUGUCUCGUAUUUGGCGGAAGAUUGUGAGGCGUGUCUCCUGCUGAUGUCCGUGGAACGCGAUCAUGCCGUUUUUUCCGAACUCUCCGAGGCAAAACGAAAAAUUACGGAAAAGCUGCGACGUUCGAAUUGCUUGGAAGCCAUCAACGAAUCCAUCAAUCACAAAGGAAUUAAUUUGCGGUCCAUUGGAUUGCCCGAAAUGCGGCAUUUUUUGUAUCGAUGCAAGUCGUCGGCGCAACUUUUGUGCUCAGAAAUUACAGUACCGUAUAAUACUCCGGAGGCAUUUGAGCGACUUGAAGCGACGUAUUUUCAGUUGCACGACAGGAUUCACAGUCAGUCGAGACCGUUGAAGUUGAUUUAUGAGGCGCGGGAGACGGAACUUUUGCUUGUUUGGGUAACGCAAGGAUACGAGCUUUUUGCAGUAUUUGAACCUCUUAUUGACAAAAUUACCGUAAUAAAUCUAGUCAAUAAAUUGCUCAAGUGGAUCAAAAAGGAAGAGGACUACUUAUUUAUUUUGAAUGCGCCGAGUUUUUAGCAGUUUUUGCACGUUAUAACAUCAAAGAUUAGAUAGAACAAUACUAAAUAAAUUUAACUAAUUAACAAAUUU